GAACGAAAAGCAACCCACCAACAACCUUGUCACUGCAGACAGCAAGCGAAACACGUCUUGCCCGAAGAAAACAAGCAAACAACUCAUCAGCACGGAGAUAAGCAUCUAUCAGCAGUAGAUAACCGGGUUCGAGAUCUAUGCUAGUUAUUGGGAGAAGACAUAGCACUAUUGUACUAUAUUGAACACAAAAGUAUAUAAUCCAUCAUGAAGGAGGUCCUCCUGGAAGAAGUCUUCUCCCUCCUUGAAGAAGCUAAGCGCCUCGAGAAGACCGGGUGCAAUCGAAUCGAAGCGGCUACAAAGUAUUACGAAGGCUGUUACGUCAUGCGGCAAAUCCUUGCCACGGAUGCAGCAGCAGCACCUCCAUUAGAAUCCUCCGAUUCGCAAAAAACCGCAUCGACGCUUGGAUCUUCUAGUCGGAGGUUGCUCGAAACAAAGAUUGACCACUACACCAAGAUCGCUCGGCGGAUGUAUUUCGACGACAGUAGUAUCUGCGGGGAACGACAACAAAAACAUACUCCCGGGAUGCAGGAGCAACACGGCGAAUCUAGCCGUAGUGCUCAAUCGCAACAUCAAUGCAAUCCGCAACACCAGCCGGCAACUUCGGUGAUGAUCGAACUUCUUGACGAUGCCAUUUCCGUCCUAACAACUCCUUCAGUUCCAGUUUCACACAAUAAUUUCCCUCCUGAAACUAUUCCGCUUACGCAUCCUCAUCUGUCUUCCAAAGACGACAGUAUUACAGUGGGAUCACCGGCUCAGGAAAAUCRAAAUGAAGAUUCUCGCCUCCGAUCACGAGGAGUGCGCUGGAACGAUACGAUUCAAAAACAACCCACGCAGCAGAAGCAGCGACAGCAGCAAAAAAGACAACAGCAACAGCAACAGCAAAAAAGACAACCACAACUGCAACAGCAACAGCAACUUCAAAAUAAGCGGGAGCCUCAAAGCCACCAACAAAAGCGAACGCAGCGGGUCACAACGCCCGAACUCGUCACGCUCGAGCGACAGAUACACGAUCGUAUGAACUUUGCCAAUUCCAGAUUGAGUCGAGCCAUCGACCUCGACGAACGCCAGGGCCGGGUGCUUGCCGCUAACAACAAGAACAAUGAUUGCCCCGCAUGGCAAUGGCCAUCCCCGUUGCAGUUUAUGCGAACGAAUAAUCCAGAUUUUAACAACUGCCGCGACACCACAAUCGAGGCUUACAUGGAAGCAUCGGAAUGGUACCUCAAAGCUAUUCAAUUGGCCGAAAACCAACGAAACAAGCUGCGUUCGGCUGYCACGGAAAACGCCAGACAAAGACACGGCAAUCGAUCGAGCAUCUCCCUUSGAACAAUGGAUGCAACCCUCCAAAGGGUCCUGCCCAAGCUCAAGCGUUUGAUGAUUUCGUCUCUGGAUCGAGUAGAGGCCCUAAAAAAGGAAAACAAGCGGUGCAGCACCGCGGCCGUCUCUGUGGCUUUCUCCAACCCUCUUGGUGAUCGWAAAAAGGACAGGGUUCAGGAACGGGUAACGAAAGCUCCCCAUGAUUCGCUUCCCAGGGCCGUCCCCGUUGGUUUCGCACGUCUUCUCCCGAACCAUAAUUCGUUCCGGCAAAGCGAUCGGCGAACGGAUCGGGUUCCACGACCAGACAAUCGUACACCUCGCAAUUCUCUUCCGUUGGCCAUUCCGGUUUCCGUAUAAUCAUCCAAGAGCAAGAGAAUAUGUCUUGGAAACGAAAAGCAACGACGAUAGCGAGCUACUCCAACGACUGUGACCUGGCAAAGAGAUACAUCCAGAAGGAAAAACUAUAAUAUAGAAAUAUACCAUAAACGAAAUAUAUAGAC
Pseudo-nitzschia multistriata is the source of this 1814-nucleotide messenger RNA. NCBI's taxonomy places the organism in Eukaryota, Bacillariophyta, Bacillariophyceae, Bacillariales, Bacillariaceae. The record is from the annotation of a GenBank genome assembly.